GCGUCAAUCAAUUUUUUUCUAUUUGUAUAUUAUUACCACUAUCGCGCGACUUACGUAGUAAGUCUCGGCAGUAAUGAAUCUUCCCGCCAACGAGACAGACAUUUAGACCUCACACGAGAUCUUCUCGGAAAAUCGACGACCAAGGACGUUCGGUUGCAAUAUAUAAGAAAUAAAAACGUGACACAAGAAGUAUUUCAUUUCUCAACCGACCACGACAGCUCGGUGAACUGAGGAUUCCUGGAGAAGAUUCUAUUACACGUGAAGAUUCUAUUGCAGUGAAGUAUCCCGUCAGCAGCCGAGGAAUAUUUCAACAUGAGCUUCCUCAACGAGACUCUCUUCGUUUUGGCGUACACAGCCAACAUAAUAGCCAAUUUGCCCGAGAAUAACACCGCAGUUCAGAACGUCACGACCACAACGUUAUCGCCGGAAGAGCAAGAGAACAAAUUCGAUCUGGACGAUGAAUGGUACAUGUGGAGAUGCUACGAGCCGUACGGGUGUUUCUAUAUCGGAUCACCCUGGUCCGGGAGUAACAGACCGGUGAUGUUUCCCUCACGCCCCGACUUCAUCGACCCCCGUUACACCCUCUAUGUACGAGACGCCGAGGGGCCCUAUGAGCUUCAGAUCGAUCGCUUUGAAACGCUUCGGGAAGCGCCCUUGAACAACGAGAGCAAUUUGUAUUUCAUUAUUCAUGGAUUCCUCGACAACGGCAACGAUUCGUGGGUUAAGAGAACUAUGAAGGAGAUGCUCUUGCGAGAGGAGGACUGUAACGUGAUAAUCGUCAAUUGGAAACACGGCUCGCAGCCGCCCUACACGCAAGCGGUGGCGAACACGCGUCUGAUCGGCGCUAUGACAGCUCGUCUGGCCGCCCAGCUGAUCGAGGUCGAACAUAUAUCGCCUUCGAAAAUGCACUGCGUCGGCCACAGUCUGGGAGCUCACACUUGCGGUUAUGUCGGUUACAACUUGAGGACAAAAUACAAGUACGAGCUCGGGCGAAUUACAGGCCUCGAUCCGGCGGAACCGCACUUCAGCAACACCUCGCCGAUGGUCCGGCUAGAUCCGUCGGACGCAACAUUCGUGACUGCCAUUCACACGGACUGCAAUCCCUUUAUCAGCGGUGGCCUCGGCAUCACGCAAGCGGUUGCACACAUCGAUUUCUAUCCAAACGGAGGUCGCAAUCAGCCCGGCUGUAACGAGGGUGUAUUCAAUUCCAUCACCUUGGAACACGGCAGUUUCAUUCGCGGAAUCAAGAGAUCUCUGGGAUGCAAUCACAUCCGCAGUUACGAGUAUUUUAUUGAGAGCCUGAACAGUCCGUGUCCGUUCAUAGCCGUUCCGUGUAGCUCCUGGGAUCAGUUUCAGGAAGGCGGCUGCUUCGAUUGCGUUAACCAAUAUUGUCCGAGAUUAGGAUUGGACGCUCAGCCCGGCAAUUUUCACGCGUCCGUCUACCUGAUGACCGGGCGCGAGAAACCAUUUUGCAAGGGUCACUAUAAGAUAACGAUAAACAUCUCAAAAACGGACGAGAGUUUGUUGUACGGCGGCGAGGUCGGGAUGUUCGUCAUCCGCGCGAUCGGCGCGAACGGCAAGAAAACCGAGAAGAUGCAACUGAACUCGAGUCCGAGAUACUACGAACCAGGCAGCACCUACACAGUCGUUCUGCCCGGUGACUAUAUUGACAAACCGGACUCGGUGGAGAUCACUUGGGUGUACGAGAGAUCGAUCCUCAACCCGCUCACGUGGAGACUCAACACCCCGCGAGCCUAUAUCGACUCGCUGACAAUUAAAAAUCUCGAGACUGAUCACCGAGUCACUCUGUGCCCGGAGAGGACAAAAACGUUGAUAGCAGAAGCGCCUCAGAUCUUAACCGUGGAACAUUGUCACAAUACGGAGCACAACGCAAUUUCGAUAUAGAAGACUUAUAAAAUAAUGACAAAGACACUCGAACACGUCAAUCGCUCUCUUCACAUUUGUUAACUGACAUUCGCGCGUGAGGAAAUUGUUGAAAAGUCUAUCUUGUCGAUACAAAAAGUUGUACGUAAGGAUAAAAAUGUAGAAGAAAAAAUUUCUCAUCAAAUCGUGACGGCAAAAUUGUAUAGAAACAAUCACCGUAGACAUUAAAGCUCUCUCUCUGCGUCUCGAGUUUCCGCGAGACCUUUCGCGUUCACGUGGAUGACAGUUAAUCUCCGGAAACGCCGUCGGCAUUUCCGAUUCGAUCCGAGUCUUGGGUCUUUCAGCGCGGCUGUCAUAGGUGAACAGCCGAUCGCGAACGCCGCGGCGAACGAACGCGCAUAAUAUCCCCGGUUUCCCUCGCGACCAAUGGCAAAGUCACGAUCCUUUCACUGUCAUUAUAUGCGUCCGGGCUAUGUUGUUGUUUCUUUCUCUUACUUUUUUCCUUUCCUUUCGUCCUGACGCAGCUUUUGUUGCGCGAUGUCGUCGUCGCAUAUUGUCUCGCGACCCCGUAAUUUAGAGUCGUAAACGUUUUAAAACUCACUCGCUUUACUCAGCCAACGCGGGAUUACGACAAUGGCGCAACUAAUAAUAAUGAUCUAAUGCAGAUGAAAGAAAAAAAACAGAACGAGAGGAGAGUAAUAUUUUUGAGAAGCAAAAACGAGGCGGGGUAUUUUACGCAGAGAGAUUGGUCGGGAAUUAGAUAAUGGCAUUUAGGUGUAAAUUAUUUUCUUGUGCAACGACGUUCAGUAAUGCUUUUGAAAAUUUCGCAAGUCCCGCGUUGUGUUCGUUCAAUCACGCAUCGCGGGAGGUUAAGCGGACCGAGCGAAUCUGCGUCCUAAAUGAGCUAUGAUGAGCUAAGAACACACAUCAUCUCUCUGAUUCGGCUUUUUUGGCCUGUCAAAGCGCGUCAUCCACCAAUUCUCUGAAAUUGCAUAAUCGAUUGAUCCAAUAACACAAGACAAACAUAUAGCUCUAAGUUUUAGCAUUCUAAGUAUAUUAAGUUAAGUUAGAAUUUAACAUAUGUACACAAAUACAUUCGAAAUUACUUAUUUAAUUUCAACAAAACUA
Pseudomyrmex gracilis is the source of this 3012-nucleotide messenger RNA. RefSeq names its product pancreatic lipase-related protein 2-like. The record is from RefSeq and is a predicted model, not a curated record. Gene Ontology annotation, molecular function: triacylglycerol lipase activity. The coding region runs from base 313 to 1905 and encodes 530 amino acids. Gene Ontology annotation, biological process: lipid metabolic process. NCBI's taxonomy places the organism in Eukaryota, Metazoa, Arthropoda, Insecta, Hymenoptera, Formicidae. The transcript is spliced from 8 exons.